Molecule: messenger RNA, 1019 nt
Organism: Propithecus coquereli (Coquerel's sifaka)
Lineage: Eukaryota; Metazoa; Chordata; Mammalia; Primates; Indriidae
Product: G patch domain-containing protein 2-like
Exons: 3
Coding region: 1-375 (124 amino acids)
Molecular function (GO): nucleic acid binding
Source: RefSeq, a predicted model, not a curated record
AUGGCGCAUUUAGCUGCUGAACGCUUGUCAGCAAACGUAAUUAUGUUUCGAUAUAAACAAGAUUGGCAAACCAGCAUGCAUUUAGGAUCCUUAUGCACGGGAGAUAUCAAACGGAGAAGAAAAGCUGCACCUUUGCCUGGACCUACUACAGCAGGAUUUGUAGGUGAAAAUGCUCAGCCAAUCCUCGAAAAUAACAUUGGAAACCGAAUGCUUCAGAAUAUGGGCUGGACACCUGGGUCAGGCCUUGGACGAGAUGGCAAGGGGAUCUCUGAGCCUAUUCAAGCCAUGCAGAGGCCAAAAGGAUUAGGACUUGGAUUUCCUCUACCAAAAAGUACUCCUGCAACUGCUACCCCCAAUUCAGGAAAAUCCACCUGAGAAGAAAAGCAAAGAAGAAAUGCUUUGCAAAUUUUACUCACUGUACCCCAUUGUUCUAAUAUUACAACAUGGCUUCUGUUUUUGAAGCAGAAAUCUACAUUGCCUCAAACUUGUCACUAGCUUUCUACCUGCAUACAGUCCUGCCAGAGUGAGAGAAAUGGGAUUUCAUCACAAUUCAUGGUGCUAAAGUGAAAAUCUCUAUCCAUUACAUUUUUUCAGUAGUUUCAAGCUAUUUCUAGGUAUAAAGAGCAGCUCAUUUCUCUUAUUUAUUUUAAUCUCAUAUGUCAAUACUUUCUAAUACUUUGCUUGAUUCAUGUAUGUGUACGAUUUUACCUAGGCAAAUGUGAGCACACCCAUAGGUUUCUAAAAUAGGAUAGGCAGGAAAGGAUUGUGUUUCAUAUCAUCCCUAUAUAUUGUAACCCAAAUGACCUAUCAUGACAUCAAUGAAGUCCUCAGCAGAUCUUUGUUUGAAAGCCUUGACAAUUUCAUAUUCCUUGAAUUUGGCUUUUUUGUGAGGAUUCUCUAACAGAGUGAUGUCCAUUAAUUUUCUAUCCUUGGACAGUGUAGUGUGAAGUUUGCAGUUGACAAACAGCAAUUAAUGUUUCUCUUGGACAUUGUGACAAAAAUAAACCUCAUCAUUGUUA